AUGCUUCCAAUCUUCUAUGACGUGAAAUCCGAUGACGUGAAGCUGAAGACGGCCCUGUACAGCGAGGCCAUAUCGAAUUUGAAGCAACAGAAGAAGAACAAGUUCAGCCCGGAGGAAGUAAAGAAGUGGAGAAGGGCUCUCCGGGAAGUCAACGACACCAAACAUGGGGAGCUUGUCAAGUUGUUCGUUGAUGAGGUUAUGUAUAAGCUUAAGUCGAGACAAAGAAAAGUGACUGAUGAUUUGGUUGGGAUUGACGAUCAGUUAUUGGCCAUAAACACUUUACUAGACCUGAACUCCGGUGGCAUGCAGCUUGUGGGAAUUCAUGGCAUGGGUGGCUUAGUCAAGCUGCAAGAACAACUGUUAUAUGAUAUCGUUAAUUCUAGAGUGGCUCGCAACAUUGACAUAACUGAUUAUGGAAUGAACGCGAUUGGAGAAAUACUUGGCAAUAAAAAGGUGCUCAUUGUUCUUGAUGACAUUGAUGAGAGCGAGCAAAUUGAGGAUCUCAGUGGGAAAGAUUCUCUGCAUGCAUUUGGCAGAGACUCUCCUCCAAAUCCUUACUAUAGUCGUUCAAAAGAAAUUGUCUCUACCCCGGGAGGGUCUCCUUUGGCUCUUCAAAUAUUUCUUGAUAUUGCAUGCUUUCUCAUCAACGAGAAGAAGAUCAACCCAAUUUACGUGUGGAAAGAUUGUGACUUUAGCCCCAAACAUAGUAUUGAUGUCCUCAUCAACGUGUCCAUGAUAAAGGUCCUGGAUGACAGUAAGAUUUGGAUGCAUGAUCAAUGUAGAGAUCUUGGAAGGGCAAUUGUUCGUCAAGAAAUUCUGGAGCACCCAAUCAAGCGAAGCAGGGUGUGGAAUGAUGAUGAUGCCCUUAACAUAUUGAGAUCAACAGAGUUAAAGCAUGCCUUUUACAGACAAAUCCUCAUUUGCUUUGGAAUCAUUGGAGAAGCUUUCGGUCGAAGGAUGCUAUUCUAUGAAGAGGCUAGUCGGUUUAUUGAACUUGAAGAGCCUGAAGGAUUAAGAAUCCGGGAGUCCCGGAGCCACAGGUCAUCGAGGGCCUCGAUGAAUGGAGACGACGUACUACAAGCUAGAGACAUACAAGGUGCGUCUUCUACUUUUCUCAAAUUGUACGCAUUGGACAUCGCCCUUUCCCCUGUUUUGUUCAUUCUCAAACAUAAAACUGGAAGGUCCCUGGGAAGGAGUUUCUGA
Messenger RNA from Eucalyptus grandis, 1203 nucleotides. Its product is annotated as TMV resistance protein N-like. The record is from RefSeq and is a predicted model, not a curated record. NCBI's taxonomy places the organism in Eukaryota, Viridiplantae, Streptophyta, Magnoliopsida, Myrtales, Myrtaceae. Gene Ontology annotation, biological process: signal transduction; defense response. Bases 1 to 1203 code for a protein of 400 amino acids. The transcript is spliced from 6 exons.